UGGGCGCAAAGGAUGACGGGAAAUGAAGGAGGCGUUUCUUAAACUAGCAAACGUUAGCUAAGAUUUUCUUCCCACUAAAGUCAUAUUUUGUUAGCCAAACACUGUAAAUGUAUCGCACAGUUAGUUCUUAUUCAAUUAAUAUAGGGAAAACGUGACUUCGUAGAAAACGUCCGUGCGGUUUUGUGUAAAUAAAGUUAGCUACUCUAUAUGUACAUUAAGGUUACUCCCGUCCGCGUCACAAGGAGGUCAAAGGACGACAACAAGCAUUAUUUUGGGUAUGCAGCUAGUCAUUAGUUACAUAUUUUUCUGGCUUUAUUUGGAGAAAAUAUGUUGACAGCGCUUUUCUGUCUGUAGGAAUCCUCCUGAGUCCGUUGGAGUCAUGGAGUAACACUCUGGGAGCUGUUCAGUUUGUGUUAUGGCUUCUUUAGCGAGCUCCUCAUUAAUAUCACCUGUCAGACACUUCUGUGUGCACCGGUGCUCAAGAACAAGCAGGACGCUCUCUGAACACGGCUUGUGUCAAAGGAGUUGCUGGCCUGGUGCAGGGGCAGCAUCAACUCUGUGCAGACAAACAAACUCUCUCUGGUGGAAUGGGACUCGAGGGUUUUUCUCCCGUGGUGGUGGUGGUGGUGGAGGUGGAGGUGCCUCUGAGGAGCAGCAGACCCUGGAGGAUCUGGCCAUGAACAUCAGAGAAAAGCAGUACAAGAGGGUGGUGGUGAUGGCUGGAGCCGGGAUCAGUACGCCGAGUGGCAUCCCAGAUUUCAGGUCUCCGGGCAGCGGUCUCUACGACAACCUGCAGCAGUAUAACCUGCCUUACGCCGAGGCAAUAUUCGAGAUAGGCUUUUUUCAUCAAAACCCAAACCCCUUCUUCGCCCUGGCCAAAGAGCUGUACCCAGGGAAUUAUCAGCCCAAUCUGACCCAUCACUUUGUACAGCUGCUUCACAAGAAGGAUCAGCUCCUCAGGAUGUACACGCAGAACAUUGACGGGCUGGAGCGACUGGCAGGGAUUCCUCCCGAGAUGUUGGUGGAGGCUCACGGUACUUUUGCCACUGCCACCUGCACGGUCUGCCUGAGGAAAUAUAAAGGAGGAGAGCUCCGAUCAGAUGUGAUGUCAGGUGUCGUGCCGAAGUGCCCCUCCUGUAAAGGCGUGGUAAAGCCCGACAUUGUGUUUUUCGGGGAGGAGCUUCCAUAUCACUUCUUCAAGUAUCUCACAGACUUCCCACUGGCAGACCUUUUGAUCGUCAUGGGAACAUCACUGGAGGUGGAGCCCUUUGCCAGUCUGGCAGGAGCAGUGCGCCCCUCUGUGCCCCGUCUGCUCAUCAACAGGGACCUGGUGGGUCCGUUCGCCUGGCGUCGCCGGCCUCAUGAUGUGGCGCAGCUGGGCGACGUGGUCAGCGGUGUGCAAGCCCUGGUGCAGGCCCUCGGCUGGACUCAGGAGCUGGAUGCUCUGAUGGCUGCUGCUGCUGCGAAAAUUGCAACAAAGACAGAAGAGUGACGAUUUCACCGCAUCAAGCUGGAGGUUUGACUUUUUCCACUUACUGUAACGUAAACACCAACACUGCAGGAAUAAACCCAGACUUUUUCUUACUGGGCCUCAUGUGGUAAUACUUGUCUGAUGUUUGGUUAUAUGAAUGGAAACUCACAGACUGGCCAAUAAGGAACUGCUACAAUGGAAAUGCAGAAAUAUCUCUCAGUUAUUUUAUAUAAACAGAACACAGGUAAGUGACACACAGUUAUGAUCAAACUGGGGAAAAAUCAAACUAGGUGUUUAUGUGCAAUAGAGUAUACUGUACAGCUGAUCUACCAUGUUGCGUUAACUGUAAGGAAAAUGUGCAGUAUUAUUAAUAUUUAACUUGUCAAACCUUUAAGAAAGAAACAAGACAUUUGUUGAGUAGGAAACAAACCUUGUUAAUGGCUGUUGUUUGAAUGAGGUUAAUUAAUCCAAUUGGAAUCACUUAAAAUUGCUGAAUUAGUCAAAUUAUAAUAAAAUAUAUUUGUUGAAAUGGAAUAGAGAAAAACUUCAGAGGACUUAAUUUCAUGCUGAAUGUCUGCAGUGCUGCAUAAUGCAGGGAUAUACUUUUUUAAAAACACCUUACAAAGUUUCAAUUUAGUUUAAAGUAUCAGUAGUUUCCUAUGAAAGCUGGUCAUAGUUUAAUCAAACAUCUUUUGGGACCAUUAGCAGAGGAAUAACUCACAUUUGGUAAUAAUGCGUUUUUAAUGGAUUUUGGGCAAGAAUGGAGCUCUAUAGCGCAGAGAUAGAAGGUCAAUUUUGGUCUUUUGAUGGGAUUUGAUAGUAUUUACACCUGCAGAGGGAGCCACAGGACUGCCUUUAGUGUGACAAAGAACCCUGUUUCAAUUUUAAUUCAAGUGGUAUUCAUAAUACCGAUAAAGGGGAGGAUAUUGUAUUUGUCUGUGAAACAAUACAGAGUAACGUUCUCGUAUGAUUUACAAUAUCUUCGUUAAACUGAAACAGGGCAACAAAUGUCUGUGGAAAUAAAACCUUUCAUUUGUAAAUGACCAAGUUAUGUUAGCAUAUUUUGACAUUUUCCUCUCACUGUACACACUGCAUAUAUGUACUGCAUACUACGAAAUCUUCAUUUAUGCAUUAAUUUAAAAAAGUCAUACAAAGAAAUAAAGGCUACAGUGUCUUCCUGUUCAACAA
This is a messenger RNA of Eleginops maclovinus (Patagonian blennie), 2659 nucleotides long. RefSeq names its product sirtuin 3 (gene sirt3). NCBI's taxonomy places the organism in Eukaryota, Metazoa, Chordata, Actinopteri, Perciformes, Eleginopidae. The record is from RefSeq and is a predicted model, not a curated record. The coding region runs from base 416 to 1492 and encodes 358 amino acids. Gene Ontology annotation, molecular function: NAD+ binding; histone deacetylase activity, NAD-dependent. Gene Ontology annotation, cellular component: nucleus. The transcript is spliced from 8 exons.